AUGGCAGCCCAAGACGAGCAGCCGUUGAUCGACAAAAACCCGCAGCUACAGUCUUACUACCACUCUCUCGAGUCAAGACUGGGCUAUCGCCUAGUACUUGGUGGAACGCGCCACUUCGGUUACUAUGAGCAUGACACUUGGUGGCCAUUUCCCCUAGGCCGCUCGCUACGUGCCAUGGAGGACAAGCUGGCGGCAUCCCUCGAGCUUGAACGAGGUUCCUAUGUUCUUGAUGCUGGAUGUGGUGUUUCACACGUUGCGAUCCACUUAGCAUCUGCGCAUGGAUUAAAGAUUCAAGGAAUCGAUAUUGUCGAUCAUCAUAUUAUCAAAUCGAAGAGAAAUGUUGCGCGCGCAGGUUUCUCCGAGGAUCAAAUUUCUGUGCGAAAAAUGGAUUACCACCACCUAGACAGCUUCAAAGAUGGAACUUUCGACGGCGUCUACACAAUGGAAACCUUCGUUCACGCGACAGAUCCUCAAAGUGUCCUAGGCAAUUUCUAUCGGGUUCUACGCCCCGGCGGACGUAUUGCGUUAUUUGAAUACGAGCAUGAAUUGUUAUCCAACCCUGAAGAACAGUCACUGGUUCUCUCCAUGAAGAAGAUCAAUGACAUCGCUGCUAUGCCGACCAAUACCGUCUCGCAGCCUGGGGUUUUUAAACAAAUGCUCGAAGAUGCUGGUUUCAUCGACGUCGUUGUCCGAGAUUAUUCUUCCAACAUUCAACCAAUGACUCGCUUCUUCUACCUACUGGCUUACAUCCCUUUCUUGAUUGUCACCUUGCUUGGUUUGGAGCACCUUUUCAUCAACACUAUUGCGGGAGUUGAGUCAUAUCGAGGCCGACAACAUUGGCGGUAUGUGGCUAUCUCAGCUUCAAAACCAAACGCAACCGUUGAUUCAAAAAAGAGUCAAUAA
This is a messenger RNA of Penicillium cinerascens, 903 nucleotides long. RefSeq lists its product as uncharacterized. The transcript has a single exon. Lineage: Eukaryota; Fungi; Ascomycota; Eurotiomycetes; Eurotiales; Aspergillaceae. Gene Ontology annotation, molecular function: sterol 24-C-methyltransferase activity. Gene Ontology annotation, cellular component: endoplasmic reticulum. The record is from RefSeq and is a predicted model, not a curated record. Gene Ontology annotation, biological process: ergosterol biosynthetic process. The coding region runs from base 1 to 903 and encodes 300 amino acids.